This is a messenger RNA of Copidosoma floridanum, 604 nucleotides long. It is a transcript of the gene RpL24, whose product is annotated as ribosomal protein L24. Lineage: Eukaryota; Metazoa; Arthropoda; Insecta; Hymenoptera; Encyrtidae. The record is from RefSeq and is a predicted model, not a curated record. Gene Ontology annotation, cellular component: cytosolic large ribosomal subunit. Gene Ontology annotation, molecular function: structural constituent of ribosome; mRNA binding. Gene Ontology annotation, biological process: cytoplasmic translation.
CUGCGUGACGGAUCUCUGCGCUCUCUCUUCCAAACGGCGCCAGUCCAAAUAACGAGAGACUCUUUUUGACAACACGCCAUCAAGAUGAAGAUCGGACUCUGCGCCUACAGCGGAUACAAAAUUUACCCGGGCCAUGGCAAGACUAUGGUCAAAGUCGACGGAAAGAGCUUCACUUUCCUCAACUCAAAAUGUGAGUCUGCACACUUGAUGAAGCGCAAUCCGCGCAAAGUCACAUGGACCGUCCUCUACAGACGUAAGCACAAGAAGGGCCAGGAGGAAGAACAGGCCAAAAAGAGGACCCGCAGGGCCCAAAGGUUCCAGCGUGCCAUUGUUGGUGCUUCUCUCACUGACAUUCUGGCCAAGCGUAACAUGAAGCCAGAGAUCAGAAAAGCUCAAAGAGAUCAAGCUAUCAAAGUCGCUAAGGAACAGAAAAAAGCUAAAAAGGAACAGAAAAAGGCAGUAGCACCACCUAAACCCAAAACUGUACACAAACAAAAGGCUGCUAAGGUACAACAGAAAGCUGCUCCAAGAGUUGGUGGAAAACGAUAAUUUAUAUAGUCCUAUAAAUAAAUUGGUUUAUCAUUAAAAAAAAACUUUUUCUAAA